This is a messenger RNA of Vombatus ursinus (common wombat), 940 nucleotides long. It is a transcript of the gene EAF2, whose product is annotated as ELL associated factor 2. Gene Ontology annotation, cellular component: super elongation complex. Bases 55 to 846 code for a protein of 263 amino acids. Gene Ontology annotation, biological process: regulation of transcription elongation by RNA polymerase II; positive regulation of DNA-templated transcription. The record is from RefSeq and is a predicted model, not a curated record. Gene Ontology annotation, molecular function: transcription elongation factor activity. The transcript has 6 exons. NCBI's taxonomy places the organism in Eukaryota, Metazoa, Chordata, Mammalia, Diprotodontia, Vombatidae.
GCUCCGGGUCCAGGUGGCAGGUGGCGUGCGGCUGCCUAGCUGCGGCGGAGGAGGAUGAAUGGGCCGUCGGGUGCGCCGUACUUUGACAGCCGGGAGCGGGUGCUGAAGUUGGGAGAGAGUUUCGAGAAGCAUCCGCGCAGCGCCUUCCACACCGUGCGUUAUGACUUUAAACCUGCAUCUAUUGAUACCUCUUGUGAAGGAGAUCUUGAAGUUGGCAAAGGUGAACAGGUGACAAUAACACUGCCAAAUAUAGAGGGUUCAACACCACCAGUAUCUGUUUUCAAAGGCUCAAAGAAACCUUAUCUAAAAGAAUGUAUUUUGAUUAUUAACCAUGAUACUGGAGAAUGUCGAUUAGAAAAACUCAGCAGCAACAUCACUGUAAAGAAAACAAGAGCUGAAGGAAGCAGUAAAAUUCAGUCUCGACUUGAACAGCAGCAACAACAAAUGAGAAAUGCAGUUAAAACAUCAAACAAUGUGAAACAUUCUCCACCAAAAGAAAAAAUGUCUCCAGAGUCUCCUAUGGAUGAUAUUGAGAGAGAACUGAAGGCAGAAGCCAGUAUAAUGGACCAGAUGACUAGUUCUGAUAGCUCUUCAGAAUCCCAAAGUUCUUCAUCUUCAAGUAGUGAAGAUAGUUCUAGUGACUCAGAAGACGAAGGGUGCAAACUCUCUCAUUCUAGCUCAGUAAAACGUGCACUAGGCCAUCAAACCUCAUCUGCUGAACCACAACAAUGGAUUCCUGAUAUGGAGACCAUGCAUAACAGAUCUCAGGAUGGCAGUGGCCUUUUCAUGAAUACAUUAAGAAAUGAUUUGCAACUGAGUGAAUCAGGAAGUGACAGUGAUGAGUGAAAAAAACAAUGGGCUUCAACAUAAAUAUUUUUAAAAUAUUAUAAUAUGAGAGAAUUUGUUUUGCACUAAGAAUAAAAUUUCUCAAGACUGAAAA